Panicum virgatum (switchgrass) is the source of this 1811-nucleotide messenger RNA. Its product is annotated as translation initiation factor IF-2-like. Lineage: Eukaryota; Viridiplantae; Streptophyta; Magnoliopsida; Poales; Poaceae. The record is from RefSeq and is a predicted model, not a curated record. Bases 311 to 1531 code for a protein of 406 amino acids. The transcript has 6 exons.
CGCGACGCACCGGAACCAGUCGAACCAGCCCGGCGGCCCAUGGAGUAGGUUUCGGUCACCCCUUGUCCCCUUCCACCCCCCCUUCUGUUCCGCUCGCCGACCCGACCGCCGCCGCCGUCUCGUCGCCGGCGAGGUGCCACCCCCACCGAUUUCCCAGUCCUCCACCUUCGAGAGGCGCCGCCCUCUUCCCCGUCCUCACCUCCCUCCGCAAUUGGUGGCUGCGCGCGAGGUCGAUCCGGAGUACCUGCGGGGCGCGGUUUAUUUUCUCCACCCCAGAAAUUGCGCGGAGUCGGCUGGACUGAGGAACCCCAUGCCGGACGUGAAGCCCCCCGCUCCCGCUGCCGCUCCCGCUGCCGCCGGCGCCAAGGUGGCGGCGGCGGCGGUUGGUGAUGCGCCUUCCCCUGCUGCCGCUGCUCCCGCUCCCGCCCCGGCCCCCGCGGCCGCCAACGCCAACGGCAAUGGGACGCCGCAGAAGCCGCCUCCCGUCCCCGCCGCGGCCUUCGACAUGCCCAAGCCCAACCUCCGGGGCCUCAACAAGCCAAAGUGCAUCCAGUGCGGCAACGUCGCCCGCUCCCGGUGCCCGUUCCAGUGCUGCAAGGCCUGCUGCUACAAAGCCCAAAAUCCUUGCCACAUUCAUGUUCUGAAGCAGACCAACACAUUGGCAGACAAGCCAUCACCUGCUACUGCUCCUUUGACAGAACAGACAUCUACCAAUUUACCUGCAACCGGUUCAGUAUCAAGGCUUGCUUGCUUGCAGAAGCUGCCCCACCAUUUUCUGAAUUCUCUCCGAACAAAAAAGUCACUUGCCAAAAAGGAUGUUGCGGGCAUAAACAAGUGGAGAUUUAUGAAGUUAAAGGAACAUAUGCAAGGAGAUAUUGAUGCUGAAAAUGAAGCAUAUGAGAGGUACACACAGAAUGUUGGGCUCCUGGAGGAAACAUUCUGUCCCAUGGAAGAUGCUGCUAAUGAAUCUGAAGCUGAAGCAACUUCUUCAGAAGAAGAAAGGAUGGACCUGUUGGUUUCGGAGGCAAAGGUGAGGUUGAAGUCGGAUAACGAAAAUGCAGAUAGCUUCAAGGAAAGGGUUGCCACUAUCUUGGACGAGAAGCUGAAGAAACUGCAAGAGAGUCAAAGUGCCUAUGAGGAUGACAAACCAUCUGAUCAGGAUCAAGAUGAUCAUACAACCCCAGUGAAGUUUAGUGCAAAGCAGAAGAUGGAGAGAGCCGCAAAAUUUAAUGAGCUGCUGGGUAAGAUGACAAGAGCACGGAGCGAGGAUGAUUUGAAGCCUUGCCGUGAUCUUAUCGAGCAGCUGUUUGGAAAGGAGACGCUGUUUGGAAAGGAGAAUGGUGGCUCCAUGGACGAUUCAAACAGAAUGGAGACGGAGCUGAGCGGCCAGGAGUCAAUUACUGUUGCAGCAGCAGCAGCAGCACAGCCGUAUUCCUUCCCAAAGCUGUGCACUAGGAUAGAAGUUGGCGAGGACUUUGCCUACACAGUCAAUGCUGAAUUCUCUUCUUUGAGUGAGGUUGCGCAGCUAUGAAGUACGAAUCUGAGACCAGGGCUGAUCCCUAUGCCACUGUUCGGUAGAGGGGGUGUUAUCACCGAGCGUCUGUGGUGCGAGCUAACUUGACAGUGUAAUUGGUAGAUGUUUAGUGACCGGCCAUUUAGUGUAAACUAGUGUGUAGCUGUUUGCCGCUCUGACGGCGUUUCAUAUAAUCUGUUUUCUUUUGAGCUGUGUUUGUUCUUCAUACAUGGAGCAUGAAUCGAAAUGCUGUCUCGGUUAAAGCAGCAACUGCUGGGCUGCUCUCUUCAUUGGUUCA